AUGCUCUACCUCGUCGGCCUUGGCCUCAACGACGAGCACGACAUCUCGCUCCGCGGGCUCGAGAUCGUCCGCCGCUGCGAGGAGGUCUACCUGGAGGCGUACACCUCUGUGCUCACCGUCCCCGUCGCCCGGCUCGAGGCGCUCUACGGCAGGCCGGUGACGGUGGCCGAGCGCGACUUUGUGGAGUCGGCCAUCGAGCCGGUCCUCGAGCGCGCCCGCACGGCCGAGAUCGCGCUGCUCGUCGUGGGCGACCCGUUCGGCGCGACCACCCACUGCGACGUCCUCGCGCGUGCAAAGGCGCUCGGCGUGCAGACGCGGGUGGUUCACAACGCCUCCAUCAUGAACGCGAUCGGCUGCUGCGGCGUCCAGCUGUACCGCUUCGGCGAGGCCGUCUCGGUGCCCUUCUUCACCGACAGCUGGAAGCCCGCCUCCUUCUUUGACAAGCUCGAGGCGAACGCGUCGCUCGGGCUGCACUCGCUGCUGCUGGUCGACAUCAAGACACGCGAGCCGACGCUGCCGUCGCUCGCGCGCGGCCGGCCAGUCUACCUGCCGCCGCGCUUCAUGACGGUCCGCCAGGCCGUCGGCCAGGUGCUCGAGAUAGCCGCGACAAGGCCGGGCUCGGGCGUGGGCGCGACGUCGCGCGCGAUUGGGGUGGCGCGCGUGGGGACGGAGAGCCAGGUGUGCGUGCACGGCACGCUGGGCGAGCUGCGCUCUGUGGACUUUGGGCCUCCCCUCCACUCGCUGGUGCUGCUCGGCGCCAUGACGGAGGUGGAGGAGCAGAUUGUUGAUGUAUAUGUUCGCACCGUCUCGGUAACGGAGGCGCGCGCGCAGGGGGGGGAAACGCGGCGUAAGCUGCUAGAGCCGUCGCGCGCCUCCGGCUUGGCCUUGGGCGCGCGGGCGGACAUAUGCAUGUGUAACGAGUAA
Molecule: messenger RNA, 924 nt
Organism: Emiliania huxleyi CCMP1516
Lineage: Eukaryota; Haptophyta; Isochrysidales; Noelaerhabdaceae
Exons: 2
Coding region: 1-924 (307 amino acids)
Biological process (GO): protein histidyl modification to diphthamide
Molecular function (GO): diphthine synthase activity
Source: RefSeq, a predicted model, not a curated record